CUUCAGAAAAUGUUUUAAACUAAUAGAAAUUUUGAAAAUAGAAAAAGUCCAAAGUAAACGAAGGUUUCCAAAGUUUUUAGUUCAAGUCUGAAAUCGUUGCUUUGCGGUUUUUUCGUAUAUCUUAAGUUAGGAAAAUUUUUUGACAACAAUGGCCCUGGGCGCACUGGUUUCUGACAUACAACUCAUUAUACGGUAUUUUUAAAAGGGGAAAAUCAAGAAUACUUUUUCAAGUUUGACAAAGAUAAUCCACUUGAAAAUUCGAGCGCACUGCAGGUCAUGUGUGAAAUGGUUGUUUGGUUAAUGUAAAGUGGGAUAAAAAAAGAACGAUUUGACUUUGGGUGUUGUGUGGCGCCAGAAAAAUGCGUUAAUUGCUAACCAUUUCCGUUUUCCACGGCUCGUCAUGCUCUGGGACAGGAGGGUGGAGCGUUUGAAGUAUUAAGUCCUGGGCGCACUGUUAUCUUUGACAAUGGUAAUCCGAUUUCCGCUUAAAAUUUAUUGCGCAUGGCAUUGUGUUGAAAAUGGUUGUUUGCUGUGUGAUUAAUAAAAGUGGUUGCGGUUUACCUGCCUUGAACACUGACUUUGACUUUAGAAGACAGGUAACAUAACAUCAUGGACGAGGAAGAUGUAUUCGAAUUCGUUUCUGCAUGGUCUCUCACAGCCAAUGUGCUUUUGAAUUCAGUUUCCCAACUGCCAUGUUUUCAGAUGGCAAUCACAGCUCAGCAACAACAACAAAGUAAUCUCCAACUUGUUAUCCGCAAUCGCCAGAGACGAAAAUCGAAGCGAAAACAACUGUUUUGGAUAGUUCCUCGCCCGCCUAAUUCUUGGUUAGAACACACAAUUAUUGAUGAAAGUAUACCUGAAUACGAAUUCAAACGUCGUUUACACGUAACAAAAGCGACAUUUUGGGCGUUAGCCAGGGUUUGCAAGAAUAAUAUCACAAGAGAAAACACCAAUUUCAGAGCAUCUCUUUCCCCAGAAAAAAUUUUGGCUAUUGCACUUUACAGAUUGGCCCAUGGUGUUUCGUACCGGGUUUGUGCAGACGUUUUUAAUGUUGGAAAAACAACUGCUAGAGAAGCGUUUGAAGAUUGUGUGAGUGCAUUGGACACUGUUAAAGGUAAUUUUAUAAAGUUUCCUUCCACAUUGCAAGAAAAACAAAAUGCUAUUGAUUCUUUUGCUGAGAGAUCAAGUUUACCAAAUGUUAUCGGUGCAAUUGAUGGAACCCAUAUACGCAUAAAGGCCCCUAAAGAAAACAGAGAAGAUUACCUCAGCCGAUACCAUCAAUAUGAUGUUGUUUGCCAAGGUGUGGUUGAUGGUCACACCCGUUUUCUUGACAUUGUAGCAGGCUUCCCUGGCUCAAUGCACGACUCCAGAGUUUUAAGAAAUACCAAAAUAUCUCGUUUUCUUGAUGAAGGAUUUUCUGUUCCUCAAGUAAAAGUUAACGGAAAAAUAGUUUCUCCAUACCUUGUUGGUAAUAGUGCCUACCCUUUGAUGACUUCUAUUUUAAAGCCAUUCUCUGACAGCACUACUGACUCAGCUGAGAAAAAAUUUAACAUCGAGAUUUCUCGGGCUCAUGUACCAAUUGAAUGCGCCUUUGGGGUUUUGAAAUCCAGAUUUCAGAUCUUAAUGAAGAAAAUAGAUGAUACUCUAGAGCGAUCAAACCAAAUAAUUGUUGCAUGCUGUGUUUUGCACAACAUCUGCAUUGGAAAUGGAGAUGAAUGGGAAAUCCCAGAAGUGGAAAAUGAUACCAAAGUUGCUAUAUCUGGGGAAAAUGAUCGAUUUAAUGGCAAAGAACUGAGAGAAACAAUAAAAGAAUAUAUUUUCAACAUAAAUUAGCAAUAUUGAUUUUUUAAAGAGCAUUCAUUAAGAAUAACAAAGAUAUAACAUGAUCAAUGUA
Rhopilema esculentum is the source of this 1894-nucleotide messenger RNA. RefSeq lists its product as uncharacterized. Lineage: Eukaryota; Metazoa; Cnidaria; Scyphozoa; Rhizostomeae; Rhizostomatidae. The record is from RefSeq and is a predicted model, not a curated record.